This is a messenger RNA of Triticum aestivum (bread wheat), 1589 nucleotides long. Its product is annotated as scar-like domain-containing protein WAVE 5. Gene Ontology annotation, molecular function: Arp2/3 complex binding; protein kinase A regulatory subunit binding. The coding region runs from base 31 to 1248 and encodes 405 amino acids. The record is from RefSeq and is a predicted model, not a curated record. The transcript has 4 exons. Gene Ontology annotation, cellular component: cytoskeleton. Gene Ontology annotation, biological process: positive regulation of Arp2/3 complex-mediated actin nucleation; actin cytoskeleton organization. Lineage: Eukaryota; Viridiplantae; Streptophyta; Magnoliopsida; Poales; Poaceae.
AAGAAUAAGCAUCCAUCGAGUAGCACCUGCAUGCAUGCGCGCAUGGAGCAGAGUGCUCAGCUUCUGACGCCAACACUGUCAAGGCCCAAGCUCACCACCAACGCCGACGAGCUCCCCGAAGCUGUCGUCCUCGAGGAUGAGGGCGCCGCCAUGGCCGGCUUCGUGGGCCUCCUCCGCCAGCUCGGGGACCUCGCACAGCUUGCCGCGGAGGUGUUCGACGGCCUGCACGAACAGGCCACGGCGGUGUCCGCUCGGGCGCGCGGCCUCACGCUGGGGACGCGGCGGCUCGAGGCGGAGCUGACGCUCGUCGAGGAGCGGCUCCGCCGUCGUCGGAGUGCACGGCCCUGCUUCGUGCAGCAGCAGGACGUCGCCGUUGCCUGCAGCAAUUCAGUCUUCUCUUCAGGCAUUCGGUCAGAAGGCUUGUGUCGUGUGGCAGGCCACGGCGUGCACCGGCGCCGCGCAAGUGCCAGGCCGGUGAACCACGGCGUGAUUGUGGUGGGAGGAACGAAGCCUCGUUCCAUCGCGGAGCACAUCCGGCGAUGCCGCGGGCCUCCGCAGCUGUCCAUGCUUGACAAGUAUGAUGCCGGCGGCGAGGGGGCGUGCCUGAAGCGAUACACGGACCCGUCCUUCUUCAGAGCCCAGUCUGCCAAGCAUGAGCUUUUCUUGCAGGAAACCAAACCAAAGCUUCAGAGUUCACACAAAUGCUCCAAAUUCAAAACAGAUGCCUUGCUCGAUAUGCUCCGGCAACUGAAAUAUCGACACAUCAUCGGAAGAAUCAGGCGUCAAAUGCACAGCUCUCACAAUCAGGAUUCGCCAGAAGAUGAAGCAUCCGAAGCACACGUUUUGUCUCCAUCGGAUUCGCCUGAAACGUCAAAUACCAAAGUGCCAUGCCCUUCGGUACCAGUGAACAAGGAGAGAAGCAGUGACCUCGUGGAGAGGACAAGUUCGUUCAGGGCAUGGCUCUCUCCGGAUGCAGCUUCUACUCAUGCGUCUGACAUCAUACAAGAAACCAAUGCUGAUGGAUUUGCCAGCCAUGGCGCAAACAAGGCCGAUGACAAUGCCAACAUUGCGACAAAUGCUCGUAGCGCCCUUAUCAACUUCAUCGCGUCAAGGGUCGAAAGCUCGCCGAGGAAGCUCUCUGUCAGGAAGCAUAGUGAUCCUUUAACGGAAUCCUUCCGGAACAUGGCUAAGAAGGUGCUGCUUGAGAAUGAAUCAGCACAUUCGUCACAACGAACUAGUGAAUUCUGAAGACAUGCCAGAUCCAGAUGAAGUUGCAUUUUACAGCAAAAGCGCCGAGGAGACUUAACAAGAGGCGACCUCGGAGCAAUGUGACGAUCCUUGUGAAUAACCUUCCACCUGCUAGCGUCGAUGAAGAAGCAAGCGGCGGCAUAAGUGAUCAAAACCCAAAAGGGACUAAUCUGCAUAUGUUGGAUACCAGUCCGCUAUUGAGUUGUGAUGCUUCUGUGCCGGACAGUGAACAGUACCAUUUACAUGUACUGUUGUUGCUGCCUAUUCCUCCGAUGUAAUGACUAUUUUUUUCCCGAAGAAUCGGCCUUCAGGCCCCGCUUUAUAUAGAAAGCGCAAGUGUC